Messenger RNA from Syngnathus acus (greater pipefish), 2086 nucleotides. It is a transcript of the gene fam43b, whose product is annotated as family with sequence similarity 43 member B. The coding region runs from base 349 to 1326 and encodes 325 amino acids. The transcript has a single exon. The record is from RefSeq and is a predicted model, not a curated record. Lineage: Eukaryota; Metazoa; Chordata; Actinopteri; Syngnathiformes; Syngnathidae.
AUCUCAUUGCCGAGCUGGACAGCUCAGUAAUGCUUCAGAGGGGAUCCAUUUGGAAGCCAAACAAAGAGGCAGGGAGGGGUGUGCAAACUCCCAACGCAGCGCAUCAUGAUGCAAACAGCGCAAGAGAAAGAAGAAAGAGAGGAGGCGAGGGAAGGAGGAGCGAGCAGGCGAGCAGACUGACUCCAGCUUCGUUGCUCUCACUUGCGCUUCUGUGCAGCUUUUCUGCCUGUCCUCUCUCUUUCUCUCACAGCGACGCUGAGACGGGGACGUCAAUAGAACCUCCAGCUUUCUGGACCCAACUGAAAAGGCGCAACCGAGGGGCACAGGAGCUCCUCCUGCUGCCACACCAUGCUGCCCUGGAGGAGGAACAAGUUUGUUCUGGUGGAGGAUGACCAUAAAAUGAAAGGCAAGAGUCUGGGGACAGGAUUGACUUAUCACUCCAUCCUCUCGACUCUAUUGCGCUCCUGUCCCGACCUGCUGCCCGACUGCCCCUUCGACUGGGUGGGAAACAUCUUUCAUACCAAACGACAGAAGGUGGAACUAAACCGAGAGGAGCCUGUUUACAAUGUGCGCUAUCUGGGAAGUGUGGUCACCAUCACGGCCAAGGGGGAAGGUUGCACCCAGGAAGCGGUGGCCAAGAUCUGGGCAAAGAGCAGCUACGGGGAGCAGAGCGUCAAAAUGAGGUUGACCGUGGGACCGCAAGGCAUCCGCAUGAGCGCCGACAAAUCUGGGAAAAAAAGUCCCGUUCAUCUUUACUCUCUGAGCAGGAUCACCUGCUGUACGCCGGACCCGUGUCGCCCCAAGAUCCUGGCCUGGAUCUACAGGCACCAGAUAAAGAACAUGGCCAUCGUCCUUCGUUGUCACGCCGUCUUGGUGAGCAAGGCGGAGAAGGCCCAGGCCAUCGCGCAAAGCCUCUACCAGCACACAACCUCCGCCUUCAGCGAGUUUAAACGUCUCAAGCGUCAGAGUGACUUCCGGCACUGCCGGCAGCAGCUGCUGGGGGAGGAGGCGGUGCCCCUGAUGCCCCUGAGGAGGCUUCUGAACGGGCAGUGCCACUACAGGUCGCCCGCCGACACCCCCGGCAGCGCCGCUCGUCUCUGCUCCAUCACGGAGGAAGAGGAGGAUGACGAGGAGAUGGCGGGAGAGGAGCGACCCUCAGAGACGGAGCGCAAAAGCAAGCGGACGGUUUUAACGACAAACACGGACCCGACUCAGCUGCUGUCCCAGUUGGAUCUCGGGGAUAUUGCCAGACUGGAGCAGUGCCAAAUCAACUUUGUCAGCGAGAGCAAUAACAACACGUUUACAUUUAUAACGUCGUUGGUGUAAACGUGAAGAGAAAACGAAAAGGACGUAGCCGUUUGUUUACUUGGGCUCCCUCCUUUUGAAAUGUAUUCACCAGCGUCGCUGGUCUGUUGCGAGGGCCCUCUGUGUUCCGGCCAGAUGGCUCUGACGCUGGUGCCGACUGUAACGAGCGGGAAAUGUUUACAAGAAGAGUUGCACACUGACGCACACCCUGACGAGCACAACCAACGUCGGCGCUCUUAGAGAUGCAGCAUGAGAUGCUCACGUUUUGAUUACAAACCUUUAUUUCAUUUAUUUUUUUAAGCAGGUUCUUUGUAUGUUUGUGUCGUAUUUCUAACGUGACAAUCCUAACUGAUGUUCAGAUGGCAGAUUGGGUUAUUAAUGAGCGAGGCGACGGAUUAGGAUGCAAGCCAUUGACGGGACGUCUUAAUUACUGCCAUUUGUUAGCGUCCUUAUCAUUUAUGCAUGACGUGUCAAGUGUAACCUUUUGCGUUGAGCUUUUGUCUUUCAUCACCUUCAAAGUGAACACUGUGAUAAAUGUGUGAGCAGGGAUAAAGACGCACACAAAAGUCAAAUUUAUGUCGUGCAUCUUGACAUCAAUCCUUUUGUAAGACACAUUUCAGUCUGUCAUAACCGUGCUAGCAAAUUUUUCCCCCCCCUACAUUAGCUCUUACAUAACUUGACAAAUUGAAGAACUGUUUAGAAUAUGGUUAGACCUGCUUUCCUUUUGAUUGAAAGACUGACAGCAUUGUGUUGUAUAUGAAAUAAAGCUUUUUGGAAUAUU